GUCGUCCUUGCACGUCGCUUCUUUGUCACCGUUCGGUAAGAUUUGCAGCCCGCUGCACCGCUGCGGCAGUUUUCUCGGUUUUGUCGUUUCCUUCGGAGUGCGGCCAGUGCGAAGUCUUUUUCUGUCUUUGCACGCUUCGCGCUCUUCUUUUGAAGCGCUUAGCGCUUCAUUUCAAGAUGAGCUUGCGGCAUGUGAAGAAACGAUGCUCCGUGGUACACUGCGACAGCGUGGAUAGUACCAUUGGUGUCACGCUACACCGAUUCCCGCUGGACUUUCACAGGUGCCGAGCGUGGGCGCAGUUCUGCCGCAACGUCAGCCUGGAGAAGGCGCCGUCGCAGCUACGAGAACUCAGGAUUUGCUCGAGGCACUUCGAACCAUCUGUGUAUCUGCCGUCAGGAAGGCUGCGACACGAUGCUUUGCCUACUCGAGCAAGCAUUGCCGACACCUCAAGCGAAUGCAGCAGCGACAUGGACUGUUCACAAUCUCUGAGCGAAACUUCGGCAUCAGUGAGCCGGGCUGGAGAACCAGCUGCUGUCUCCGGUGAACCUGUUUCCAAGGGGUACGUCCAGAGUCGGCCGUCCCAGUCGCUGCUACUCUUCCAAGAAGAUGCAGAUGGUGCCAGCCCUACUGGUUCUACGCUGAACCAAGCUUGUUCCCACGCCAGUGGCUUCAUAAUGGUUCAGUCUGACCACACAUAUGCAGGACCAAGCACUGAAGCAAGUGCUUCAUCUCUGGAACCUGGCACGGCAGGGGUGGCCGCAACACUGUCAGCGAGUGCUGAUCUGUCACCAGGAGCUCCGUUCAGCAGUUCGCCUCUUUCUUAUGAAGGAUCUUUCACCAGCCCCAUCAAUGAAAGGCGGCCACUGCAGAAAUUUCGAGCCAAGCUCAGGCAGCUGCGUAACCGCAAAAAGAGGCUGCAAGGACUGCUGCUUCAGCGCCGUCGCAUGAAGACCACUGCCGAAUUGGUAGAUAGUCUGCGUGAGCAUUUAACACCAGCUGUUGCUUUUGUUGAAGCUCAGUUAAAGAUGCACAAUGUCAGCAGGUUUGGCCGUCGAUGGUGCAGCCAAAACAAAACCUUUGCUUUAGGUUUAUACUUCCACAGCCCAAAAGGUUACAGAUAUUGCAGCAAACUCCUGAAACUUCCAUCUGUUAGGUCACUGCAGCUGUGGCUUGCACGCGUACCAUUGAGGGUUGGCUUUUAUCCUGAAGUUUUUGAUUUGAUCGAGAAACGGGCAGCGUCUUUUCCACGGCAAGGCAGGGCUUGCACCAUAAUUUUUGACGAAAUGCAUGUUUCAAAGGAGCUGUCGUACAAUCCAGUGUCGGACAGAUUUGAAGGCCUUGAAGAGUACAGUGCAGCACAAGGUCCAAAUCUUGCAAACAAGGCGCUUGUGUUCAUGGCCAAAGGAAUAUGUACGCCGUGGAAGCAGCCUCUUGGCUACUUCUUUGCAGAUAAGGCAGCGCCUGCAACUGUUCUGCAUGACCUUCUCUUCAAAUGACACAAAAUGUUGGUUGGAGCUGAAUU
Messenger RNA from Dermacentor andersoni, 1522 nucleotides. The record is from RefSeq and is a predicted model, not a curated record. Lineage: Eukaryota; Metazoa; Arthropoda; Arachnida; Ixodida; Ixodidae.